Molecule: messenger RNA, 1302 nt
Organism: Ictidomys tridecemlineatus (thirteen-lined ground squirrel)
Lineage: Eukaryota; Metazoa; Chordata; Mammalia; Rodentia; Sciuridae
Gene: Pcna
Product: proliferating cell nuclear antigen
Biological process (GO): regulation of DNA replication; leading strand elongation; mismatch repair
Cellular component (GO): PCNA complex
Molecular function (GO): DNA polymerase processivity factor activity; DNA binding
Source: RefSeq, a predicted model, not a curated record
CGCAGGGGCAGAGAGCGCGCGCUUGCGGACGCGGCGGCAUUAAACGGUUGCAGACGCCGCGCACUCGUCGUCGUCUUCUCUAGUCUCAGUCGCCGCCGUGUUUGCCCGCUCUCUCUGGGCCUCGGGAAGCCUAAACUCCGACUAGACCUUACUGGUUUUCACCCAGUUGUAGCUGCGUCGUAGACUUCGUCACCAUGUUCGAGGCGCGUCUGGUCCAGGGGUCCAUCCUGAAGAAGGUGCUCGAAGCGCUCAAGGACCUCAUCAACGAGGCCUGCUGGGACAUCAGCUCUGGCGGUGUAAACCUUCAGAGUAUGGACUCGUCCCAUGUCUCCUUGGUGCAGCUCACCCUGCGCUCCGAGGGCUUCGACACCUACCGCUGUGACCGCAACCUGGCCAUGGGUGUGAACCUCACCAGCAUGUCCAAAAUACUAAAAUGUGCUGGCAAUGAAGACAUUAUUACAUUAAGGGCUGAAGAUAAUGCGGAUACAUUGGCGCUAGUAUUUGAAGCACCGAAUCAAGAGAAAGUUUCAGAUUAUGAAAUGAAGUUAAUGGACUUAGAUGUUGAACAACUUGGAAUUCCAGAACAAGAGUACAGUUGUGUAGUAAAGAUGCCUUCUGGUGAAUUUGCACGUAUAUGCCGAGACCUCAGUCAUAUUGGAGAUGCUGUUGUAAUAUCCUGUGCAAAAGAUGGAGUGAAAUUUUCUGCAAGUGGAGAACUUGGAAAUGGAAACAUUAAGUUGUCUCAAACAAGUAACGUUGAUAAAGAAGAGGAAGCUGUUACCAUAGAGAUGAAUGAGCCAGUUCAGCUAACUUUUGCACUGAGGUACCUGAACUUCUUUACGAAAGCCACUCCACUCUCUCCUACAGUAACACUCAGUAUGUCUGCAGAUGUACCCCUUGUUGUAGAGUAUAAAAUUGCUGACAUGGGACAUUUAAAGUAUUAUUUGGCUCCCAAGAUCGAGGAUGAAGAAGGAUCUUAGGCAUUCUUAAAAUCUGAGGAAAUAAAACUAAGCUCUUUGAGAACUGCUUCUAAAAUGCCAUCAUGUACUGAAAGUCUUUUCUGUCACCAAAUUUGUAACUGAGUACAUAUGUAGAUAAUGUUUUCUGUAAAUAACCUAUUUUUCCCCUUCCUUUACAGCUUAAGAAUAAAAUCCAAAGUCAAAUCUGGUUUUGUUAACCUAGAAAUACUUCUUUCUGCCUUACGUAGAAAUACUUCUGGUAAUUUUUAUAACAAAAAGGUCUUGUCUUUAAAUGCAGUUUUAAGAAUUGUUUUUUGAUUUAAAUAAAGUUAUCUGAAUUUCA